This is a messenger RNA of Mauremys mutica (yellowpond turtle), 1879 nucleotides long. Its product is annotated as peptidyl-prolyl cis-trans isomerase FKBP8-like. The record is from RefSeq and is a predicted model, not a curated record. Lineage: Eukaryota; Metazoa; Chordata; Testudines; Geoemydidae. Gene Ontology annotation, molecular function: protein binding; peptidyl-prolyl cis-trans isomerase activity. Bases 364 to 1578 code for a protein of 404 amino acids. The transcript is spliced from 8 exons.
CCUCCCCGCGCGGUGCGAUCCCGGCCCGCAGCCCCCCCCCCGCUCCUGUUCACUGAAGGCCCAGAGGGGCCGGGGCCAGGGCCAGGAUCGGGCCCCGGACACAGCAGGAGCCACCCAAGCCCGCCCGGGCCCGGGCCCCGCUGCUGGGCCCCCUGCGGCCGAGCCCGGCUCACCCCGUGCCCGGGGCAGCUCCCGGGAGCCCUGGCCGGGCAGCUGAGGGCUUAGCGCCGCCAGGCUGCAGGGGGCUUAUGCUGAUCAGCCUGGCAAAGGCAGGAGCAGGAUUAGAGCCGGGCAGGGACCCAGCCGCAGCCUCUCCGGGUCGCUGCGAGCUGGGCUGUGAGUCUGCGGGGGGCGCCCGCGGGAAUGAUCGGCCCGCAGCCAGACGACCCCUCUCCCAGGGCCGAAGCCCAGGAGCCUCCGGAGAUGUCGCAGGUGGGGAAGGAGGCGGCGGAGAGCCAGCGUGCCGACCCGCCGGCCUCCGCUGAACCCGCAGCGAGCCAAGCCGCCCCGGGGCUGGAGCGGAGCCCUUGUCUGGGGAGGGGGGUCACGUUCCUCCUGCCCCACACUACAGUGGAGGCCCCCCUGCCCCAGGAGGAGGAGCAGCAAUUCUACCAGGCGCUGGAGCGUGUGCUGGGGCCAAAGCAAGGCCGCUUCGGGAAGCUGUUCGCUGCCGCUGGCUGGGCAGAUAUCACGGAGGACAGAUUCCUGAGGAAGUUGCUGGUGAGAGAAGGCCAAGGAGAGGCCAGCAGACCCCAGCCGGGCCAGGAGGUGACUGUGAAGCUGCUGGGAGUCCUGGAGGAUGGCAGCCUGGUGGAGAAGGACCCGAAGCUGACUUUCAUUCUGGAGCAGGGGGACGUCAUACAGGCUCUGGAGCUCGGUGUCCAGUCCAUGCAGCUAGGAGAGGUGUCCUUCCUGCUCACCAGCUUCCUGUAUGCUUACGGUCACCUAGGCAGGGACCCUGAUAUCCCGUCAGAUGCCUCAUUACUGUAUGAGGUGACCCUGCUGCAGAUCCGGGAGAGCCCUGAUCUGCGGCUCCUGCCACCCUCUGCGCGAAUCAGCCUCAGCAAGCAGAAGAGGGAGCGAGGGAACUUCCACUUUGAACGGGAGGAGUACCAGCGGGCCAUGCGAUCCUACCAGCUGGCCCUGGGCAUCCUGGACUCACCUGGUGCAGUCCCUCCAGGCCCCGAGGAGGAAGAGGAGCUGCAAGAGCAUCGAGUGAAAUGUCUUAAUAACUGUGCGGCUGCCCAGCUGAAGCUGCAGCUGUUUGAGGAGGUGCUGGCAUCAUGCAAUGCAGUGCUGCACAUCGACCCCGACAACGUGAAGGCCCUCUACAGGAAAGGCAAGCUGCUGUCAGAACAAGGUGAGGACCAGGCAGCCAUGCAUAUCCUAAAGAGAGCCCUCCAGCUAGAGCCCACCACAAAGGCAAUUCACGCUGAGCUCUCAAAGCUAGCGAAGCGUCAGAAAGGGCCGCCGGAACGCCCUGCCCCCACAGGUGUGGACGACCUGGUGCAGCCAGCAGCAUGCCAGAGUGCAUGGAUGGACCCCAAUGGCCCACAGCCGUUUAAGGACACUAGCUGAGUUGCCUCCUGUCUUUUCCAGAUCACCCCCUGGAAGCUGCUUUUUGGUGCUGUGGCCGUGGCUCUGGGCAGCACGGUGACCUCCAUCUUCCUGACAACACGGAGCUGAGACUAGCCAAGGACACGAGGGAUGCAGGGGGGUUACAGCCCCUCCCACAGCAAAGGGGGGACCAGGUGCGAGUCCUGGGUUGUCCAGCACAGGACACAGGCCACGUUCCCAGUGAAGCCAGGAUCACCAGCUGACAGGACUUUAGCAGUGACCUGUGUGUUUUUGUAAAUAAACGUGGCUGUUGUUUAGCCAG